AUGGCCCGACCCGCGGAACUUAUUCAACGCCGGGAAGGGCAAAUGCUCUCUAGGAGUAUACCAAAGGUAUACGUGGCCUUUAAUGGAAUAUUAGUUGAGGGAUGUAACGCUCAGCUCGCGUCCGUGGCAAUGGUUGAAGAUGCCUUGUCACACUCGCGCGUUCGGACGCAUCACCCAUUUGUGGCCACAUUCCGUUGGUCUACGCACGACCUCCUGCGACUCAACGAGCUCAUCUGUGCAGUAAAUGUCGCAUUGCACUCCCUCAACGCAGCGGGAGAGCCUCCCUUGACGCUCUCCAGAUGUUGCACAGACAUGCUUCAAAUCGCCCCGACUGGUAUUAAGGUUAGGUAUCGCGAUGCAAUCAUCGAUAAUGCCUACAAGGCAGUGCCACGGGGCGCCAAAGACAAGGUCUCGUAUCUAUUGGGCAUGCUCUCAGACCAAAAAAAUCAGCCACUUCCUAUCAAGCGCCGUAUUCUGAUUGACGCACUGAAGAUUAUGACUGGGGCGCUGUGGCCCGGGGCAUCUCCACUUCGUUUUGAAGCUUCCACAAGCAACGAUGCCGACGCCGUGCCCGACAUUACUUUCCACCUUCAAGACGGCUCCGAGUACCGGUGGAUGGAAGGUCUAAGCUUCGUUCAAUUCGGCUCCGAUGCUCUUUUACGGGCGAAGAAGAACACUUCCACCCUCUUUCCCGUGCCCGGAAAUAUUAAUGCGACGCUCUGGAAGAGAAUACACGGACAAGCGGAGCAUGGCUUAUUACGAGAGGAGGCUCUGCAACUUGAGGAUGAAGAAUUGCGCAGACGCAGCAAAGUUAUCUCUGUAUUCCCACCAAAUGAAGGAGUGAAGAAAUACGUGUCUGUUGGUCCCCCUCUCCAUGCGUCAAAGCAACUCCAUUCCCCAGGCACGAAGGUGUGGAAAAGCUACACCACCAUAGGUGAUGUAAUUAACUACCGCAUGCCCAAUCAUAAUUUUCCUUGUUUAACGCAAUACCGAUGCGUCUUUGCGUCUGUCGGCAUCCCGCUGGCGGAAUUCGGCUCCACCCGUGAGCUACUGGAAGCCGUCCGUGAUUCCGUCCGUGGACAUCGGAACAUUGUAAAACAAGGGUACAUUCAUCGCGAUAUUAAGGAGGAGAGUAUCCUGAUAAGCGUUGAUCCCGCGAGCGAGCAAGGUGCUCGUGGAUUCCUUGUUAAUGUUGGAAGUGCUACCUUUUUCAUGGACGACAAGAACUACGAUAAGUUGUUGGAACUGAGGGGCUCUCCCGAGUGCAUCUCACUUAUGUUAAUAAAAACCCAUCGCGCCAAAGCCCCCUGCCCUCACGAAGCGUGGCACAAUCUGGAGGCCUUUUUCUGGGUCCUACUUCAUGUUGUGGUGCUCCACGUCCGCACGACUUUCACUCAAGAGGCAUAUAUCGACAUGUUCCCGCAAGGGUAUAGUGGCCGAAUGCAAUUCCUGCAGGAUGGUGUCAAACAUUUCCGCGUUCGCGAUCAUCCGCCAUUAACUCGAUGUAUCAGGGGCCUUGCUCGACUUGUAUUGAGUCAGUAUAUCCCGAAGGAAUCAGAGGAAGGUGUUCCAAAUGAAGAGGCCGACCUUUUAACUCACGUCAACGUCGUGGAGGAGAUCGAGACGGCAUUAUCUGCCGAUGACUGGCCUGCGGUGGACCAUCCUUCCAUCCCCUGUGCUCUAGCCGAUGACUUGCUCUCAGAAUUCGAGACCUUCGAAGAGGACGAUGGAUACCCUGACGCUGAUCAGGCGUAUGACCCGGACGACUAUGGACUCCGACAUCUAUUCGACGAGGAAGACGUGGACGCCAGUACCCCCAAAGUCAUCUCUACCGAUGAAUCGGACAAGGACCUUACCAACGUUUCUGUAACGGCUGACGGCGACUCACAAAGCGAGUGUGCUCUCAGCAACGGGGCAGUUGCCUUUUUGGAGCAGUCUUCUGCAAGUGAGAACGAACGGCCGCGAUACCGUCCUGAUUAUGCAGUAGAAGGGACGGGGGAUAUUUUGGCCGAUGGAGGACAGAACCCCUCCCAAGCGAAGAGGCUCCUUCCGAGUCUCCUUCCGAGUCUCCUUCCGAGUCUCCUCCCGAGUCUGCUUCCGAAGGAUGAUUUGGAAUCGAAAAAGGGCGAGGAAGUCUCUUCAUCGUCCGUGGUCGACCAGGUCGCCGAUACUCGCGACCAGCCGUCCGAGACAAUCAGAGACGGCGAGAAGGAUCAUCCAAGUCAAGUGAAGAAACAGGGGGGAGGAGACGAGGACCUGCCAUCAUCGGUGGUCAAAGAUACUGCGAAAGCGCCAGAGGUACUGCCAUGCGGAGCGCUGGACUGUCAGGGAGACAGUGAGGAUUUCGGGAGAACACCCGGGGAACGAAGGCACUCGGAAUCACAAGAAAUCGAGACGGUCGCUGCGCAGGACAAGCCACCUGCGAAGUUGCACGCAUCCACUUCUAACAUGCAAGCCACAAAAUCUGACCGAAAGCGAGCCAGAGAAGAUGAUGAUGAGUGUGAAGACGAAUUUGAAGAAAAGCGCGCUCGUCAACAGACCUACGAGAUAAUCGAUGUCCCGUUGCAGCUGGACGAAGCAUUCCUGGAGUUGUAG
Messenger RNA from Gloeophyllum trabeum ATCC 11539, 2595 nucleotides. RefSeq lists its product as uncharacterized. The record is from RefSeq and is a predicted model, not a curated record. The transcript is spliced from 10 exons. Lineage: Eukaryota; Fungi; Basidiomycota; Agaricomycetes; Gloeophyllales; Gloeophyllaceae. The coding region runs from base 1 to 2595 and encodes 864 amino acids.